CAACCUGCCGCCGAGGCCGUGCUGGGCCGCAAGGGCGACACGGACGCCAACCCCAUGUCCAUCAACGAGGUCAUCAUGUCGGCCUCGGGCGCCUGCAAGCUCAUCGACUCCCUGCACUCCUACUGCUUCUCCUCCCGGCAGAGCAAGAGCCAGGUGUGCUGCCUGCGUGAGCAGGUGGAGAAGAAGAACGGAGAGCUGAAGCUCCUGAGGCAGAGGAUCAGGCGCUCCGACAGCCAGGUCAGGAAGCUGAAGGAAAAGCUGGAUGAGCUGAAGAGGAUCAGUUUCCCUUACUUGAACAGCCUGCUAUCCCAGGACUGUGAGACUCCCCAGCUGAACCCUGUGAUGGAGCCCCUGUCCUGGAUGCUGGGCACCUGGCUCUCAGACCCACCUGGAGAUGGCACCUUCCCUACAAUGAAGCCCUUCCAAUACCUGGAGGAAGUGCACAUCUCCCACGUGGGACAGCCCAUGCUCAACUUCUCGUUCAAUGCCUUCCACCCGGACACCAGGAAGCCCAUGCACCGGGAAUGUGGGUUCAUCCGCCUCAAACCUGACACUAACAAGGUGGCCUUCAUCAGUGCCCAGAACACAGGUCUGGUGGAGGUGGAGGAAGGGGAGGUGAAUGGACAGGAGCUGUCUAUAGCUUCUCACUCCAUAGCCAGGAUCUCCUUUGCCAAGAAGCCCCAUGUAGAGCAGAUUACGAGAAAAUUCAGGCUCAAUUCCGAUGGGAAACUCGAACAAACUGUCUCAAUGGCAACCACUACGCAGCCCAUGACUCAGCACCUCCACAUCACCUACAAGAAGGUGACACCCUGAUGCUAUGGGUGCUGGGUCCGAGGGCACGGAGCAGGACGUCGUGCUCCCGGAGCCGCGGAGAUGGGGAGCGUGGCCUGGCCAGGCCCAGAGCUCAGCCCUAGGGCCCUGGAGCUGUCUGUCCUCUCGAGAAUGUUGCUCAGAUGUUUCUGUAAUGGUAUAUUAAAAAAACAAAUAAAAAGCUUUUAUUUUU
This is a messenger RNA of Acanthisitta chloris (rifleman), 1003 nucleotides long. It is a transcript of the gene THAP4, whose product is annotated as THAP domain containing 4. The transcript is spliced from 5 exons. NCBI's taxonomy places the organism in Eukaryota, Metazoa, Chordata, Aves, Passeriformes, Acanthisittidae. The record is from RefSeq and is a predicted model, not a curated record. The coding region runs from base 55 to 813 and encodes 252 amino acids.